Ochlerotatus camptorhynchus is the source of this 3644-nucleotide messenger RNA. RefSeq names its product 5' nucleotidase B (gene Nt5b). The transcript is spliced from 6 exons. Gene Ontology annotation, molecular function: 5'-nucleotidase activity. NCBI's taxonomy places the organism in Eukaryota, Metazoa, Arthropoda, Insecta, Diptera, Culicidae. Bases 822 to 2672 code for a protein of 616 amino acids. The record is from RefSeq and is a predicted model, not a curated record.
GCUCUAUGGGGAUAUAAAUCACAUCCCAGUCAUUGCAGUCAGUGCCUGCUUAGAUUGAUAACCGUCGGGUUGGCCGCCGCCGACUAUGUUAUUGUCGUUUGUUCGUGCGAAGGGCAAACAGCUGUUCUGUCCGAGAGUAGCUGCUGCGAGUUUGUGUCAAGUGCAUCACCGACCAACCACUACGCUCCGCCGUUCCUUGUUGUGCUAAGGUCAAGGUUUUUCCCAGCCCACCCCAUCGCUCUAUCGACCUGGUGCUGAGAACGUCAGCUAGCCCCGCCAGAGUUGGAAGCUCGAUUGUUGUGUGUGAUUGUGCGUUUUUAAGUGCUUCUCGGAAGAGGAAAGUGAAAGGGCGUGAAAUUUAUGGUUGGGAAUUUUCCUCGAUGUUGGAAGGAAGAGUUGUGAUGAUUGCAUAACUUGAAUUGGAUUUCUUCUGCACUAUGCGGCGGAGCUCCAGGGAAUAGGGGAUGUAGGCAAUUGGUGUAGCAAAAGCACGGGGAGUCUGAUAUCGAUCCGUUCGAGAUUUGUUCGGUAAAACUUGCGAGGAGGCGAAUCAGAACAUCACGUGGAUUGCUUUUGAACGGUUUAGUUGUGCAACCUGUGCACAGCACAGGUUGGAAUUUCAUAUCACUUGAAAAAAGAAGUUCUCAAUUCGCUUCAGACAAUGUAAAAUAGAAAUUCUGACGCAUCAUAUCAAACUAGCGAAUCCAAACAACAACGGUGAUAAACGGCAACCAAGUAGCCGCCGCACAAAGUGAUAAGAAUUCAAAUCUCGAUAAAUAAACAAACCAAUCAACGAGCCAGUAGUAUCGCAGUAAGUGACGAUGCCGGCGACAAACGAUGGAUCACCACCACCACUUGGGCAAUCAUCCCGCCAGAAGCGAGGACUGUCAGAAGUGUCCUGCUCGUCCUCGUCGUCGUCCUGUUCCAGCUUCGAGGGUGACGCACUGUACUUGCACAAUCGGCUUCCGGCACCGCACGAAAUCUUCGUCAACCGUUCGCUCCACUUGGAAAACAUCAAAUUCUAUGGCUUCGACAUGGACUACACCAUUGCCGAGUACAAAUCGCCGCAGUACGAGCAGCUGGGCUUCAAUCUGGUCAAGGAACGCCUGGUGACGCUGGGCUACCCGGUGGAAAUCCUCCAGUUCGAGUACGAUCCAUCGUUCCCGGUGCGCGGCCUCUGGUUCGACAGCCUCUACGGAAACCUGCUGAAGGUGGACGCCUACGGUAACAUCCUGGUUUGCGUGCAUGGAUUCGAGUUCUUGAAACAUUCCCAGGUGUACGAACUGUACCCGAACAAGUUCCUCCAGCUGGACGAGAGCCGCGUGUAUGUGCUGAACACGUUGUUCAACCUGCCGGAGACGUACCUGUUGGCCUGUUUGGUGGAUUUCUUCACCAACUCGCCGCAGUACGCCGAACAGGUGGACCGCACUGGAGUCAAGUACGGUGAACUGUUCAUGUCCUUCCGGUCGAUCUUCCAGGACGUGCGAGGAGCCGUCGAUUGGGUACACAUCUAUGGUGACCUCAAGAAGAAUACUUUGGAGAAUCUCGACGAAUACGUCAAAAAGGACGAACGGCUACCGAUGGUGCUGUCCCGCAUUCGUGAAUCGGGAGCGAAGCUAUUCCUGCUGACCAACAGCGACUACAAAUUCACCGACCGCAUCAUGACCUUCCUGUUCGACUUCCCACACGGAGCGAAACCGGAGGAACCUCAUCGGGACUGGAAGACCUACUUCGACACGAUUGUGGUGGAUGCCCGGAAGCCCCUGUUCUUCGGUGAGGGAACCAUCCUGCGCCAGGUGGACACCACGACCGGUGCGUUGCGCGUCGGAACUCACAUGGGACCACUGCAGGUGAAUCAGGUCUACUCCGGUGGGUCCUGCGAUGUCUUCACCAAACUGAUCGGAGCCAAAGGAAAGGACGUCCUGUACGUGGGAGAUCACAUCUUCGGCGAUAUCCUGAAGAGUAAGAAAAUUCGCGGCUGGCGUACGUUCCUGAUCAUUCCGGAGCUGGUUCAGGAGUUGCAUGUGUGGACCGACAAGUGUCAGCUGUUUGCCGAGCUGCAGCGACUGGACGUGAAGCUAGGAGAUUUGUACAAAAAUUUGGACUCCAGCGCCAAGGAGAAGCCGGACAUUUCUUCAGUACGGACGGCCAUUCGGGACGUGACACACAAGAUGGAUCUGGCCUACGGUAUGAUGGGUUCGCUGUUCCGAUCCGGCUCGCGGCAGACGUUCUUCUCCAGUCAGGUCGUCAGAUACGCCGAUCUGUACGCGGCCACCAUCCUGAACCUGAUGUACUAUCCCUUCUCGUAUAUGUUCCGAGCGCCGGCCAUGUUGCUGCCGCACGAGUCAACCGUUGCCCACGAGCAGCGAUUCACACUGGACGCGCCGAUGAUCCAGAGGACACGGUCCCGAAAUCCAGGAACACCCAACGCCGAGCAGAAUGCCGCGAACGAGGAUGUUUCCAAGGAAGUUAGUGCCAUCACCGAAAAGGAACUGAUUCUGCUAUCGAUCAGUGGUACUGGCAACGUUUCCGUACCGCAUACCCGCCCGGAGACGCCCCGUUCCGUGACACACACGCACGAUGAGGACUACUCGGACGAGGACAGCGACGAUCAGAAGAAGCAGGCCGCUAGGGCCUCCGCCAGUUCGGACAAGGAAGCCGAUCAAAAGUAGAGUUUUCUUGCAAACACACGCUUUCUUCAGCUGUCCCUUGCUAGAUACUAACUGUGUUGUCAUGUUCAUGUGGGAUAGGUUAGGUUCUGAAAUUCCCUCUUUCGAAACGAAUUUAAGGUAAGUUUGGUAGAUUGCUGCUGCUUGGUUGCAUGGACAAGCGAGCUUUCUUUAUAUUUGUAGAUACACAAAAAAUAACUGCUCAAAUUUGCAAUCCACUUUUCCUAACAUUGUGUAAACCUUCCCGAAAGCAAUAAGCAGAGUCCUUCCCAAGUACCCACAUACACCUGUUGCUAGUUAUUUAACCGAUUAUGCUUUUAACCCCUCAGAAAUCAGCAGAAUUUUUUUUUUUCGAAAGAGCGAGAGUGUGUUAUAGGCGUUGAAAUCAAUUAUAUAAGUUGUAUAAGAGAUUAGUUGGAACUUUACUAAAAACAUAAACAGGAAGAGCGUACAAACGUCAGAGUCAUUUAAGGAAACUCACGAAGCUGGUAGCGGAAACGCAUAACGAAUAGUGAGGCUCGCUAGUUUGAUAGAAAUGGCUGCUUUUGUUGUGUUUCCGUAAAAGUUAUACUAAUACGUAGAAAGUAAAAUGCUAUUGGUAAGAAUUGGUCGUGGCAUGAGAUUUUACCUAUGUAAGAUAUGUUAUUUUUCGCUGAACGAAAGAACUAGUUAGUCGGGAAGCCAAACUUGCAUUAUGCGAAUGAUAGUCACCCAAAAUAACACAUACACACGAAACUCACUACACAAUUGCCACACAUAACCUAGAAACACGUUGAUACAUUGAAAAAGAAUUGCCUUUAAUGAGAAAAGAAAAUCACAAUUAUUGUAGUGGAACAGGAAAACAAUUGAACAAUGCGGCGGUAGCGAAAUAAUUUGAGUUCAAUUCAGCAGAAGUCGAAAAAUACGUAGAGUGACGGAAAUGUACGGUAAAUAGAGCGCUACUAGAGCAUAUUAUGCAGGUAGAUCAUUUUUUGU